AUGGUUCGCCUUUCCCUCUUCACCUGUCUUGUAUUCAUUGGCUUGAGCAUGGUUAUUGCGAAAAAUGAGGUUAAAUUUCGUCAUAACAAUCAAAAACGACUUUCUCGAAAUAAUGAACAAUUUCGAGGUUUACGCAGUCUUAUAGGAGAACUCAUUGAUACAGAAGCAAAUGCUAUAUAUAAUCUAGAUGGACAAAAAAAACAAUUUUUACCAUUGAAUUCUGAGGAAUCAUCAACAAUGGCUUCAUCCGCACCGAUCCACCUACCAAAACAAAGUGAAAUGGCCUGUCUUGCAGCUUGUCAUACAUGUCUCGAAGGUCAAUCAAUUGUAAGCCGUAAGAAGAAAGAUGAUGAUGAUAAUAACUGUGGCCCAAUGUGUGAUUGCGCUGACAGCUGUUUCUAUAUGCCAGUCGAACAAGUUAAAAGCAUAUAUGGUCCAAUAUCAAGUGUUCGUAAUGGUAAAGAUUGUUGGUCGAGAACCUAUCAUGAAAUACUCAAUAGUGGAAAAUAA
Molecule: messenger RNA, 510 nt
Organism: Adineta steineri
Lineage: Eukaryota; Metazoa; Rotifera; Eurotatoria; Adinetida; Adinetidae
Source: the annotation of a GenBank genome assembly